CAAAGCGCGGAAAACUCACUUCACCGUUUUUUUGCUUCAUAAUAAAAACAAAAUCUUUAAAUUUUAUAUUUGAAAAACAACUCAGAUAUUUAAAUUUACAAUUUGAAAGCUUAAUCUGCCAAUUUGGUGUCUCAUAUCCGGUCAAUAAUUCCAGUCCUGGAUCCAAAUUUUGAAACGAACUGUAUCGUCAAUUAAGAUGUCGUCAGGUCGUGACUGCUGCUUAUUUUGCGGUACGGACAGCAAUAUUUCGACACGGAUGGGAAACGACAGAUCGCGAAGCCUUCACGUUAUUUCGAUUCUUCAUAAACUUCUCCAGAUUCCGAUCUGGGAAUGUGGGAAAUAUUUGGACUUUCCGUCCCCUUCGUCUUCUUCUUCCCCUCCUCCGGGGACGGAUUGGCUAAUUUUGUGCACCUCCUGCUCAUCAAUGGUCGCCCACGGUCACGACCUUGUCCAACAGCUUGAUCGCCUUCAAAAUCGACUUUGCAAAAUCCAGUCAACUUUACAAAACAAAAUUGCAAACCCACGCAAAAAAGUUAUGACGAAGACAAAGGCUAAAAUUGUGGACCAGUUGAAAAGAGACAUUUCUCGAAAGACAGGUCAAGACAACAAGAGCCGCCAAUCCAGUACCAAAAGCACUCUUAACAAUUUAGCAAACUAUUCACCUUCUGAACAAGAGGAGUCAAUUGACGACAUGAAUCUUGGCAUUCUGGUUGAAGACGUUAAGAUUGAGGAUAUCAAUUUGGAUGAGGAAGACGAAAUAGAUGAUCUCAGCGUGGAACACGUGGCCGUGGAAAGUGAUAAAGAAGAAGAGUCCAAUUUUUUCAUUGAGAGUGGCGACGAAGUGGCUGCAAAUUCAUCGGAUGAUGACUGGGAAAUGAACGAUGUUCGUAAACGCAAGAAACCCAAGAUCACUAAGAUCACUGGAAACACAGGUCCACGAAGAUUGAAGGCAACAAGAAAAAAGAAAAGCACUCGAAUCUCGCUUCCAAAAUCUGCAUCAAAUUCAAGCUCUGAAGUACAGGAAGUAACUCGAACUAACACGGAAACGGAGGGGAAGGGUAUUAACACCAAGGGGUCGAAACAAGACGACGUAACUUUUCAAGAUGAACUUUACACCAUUCCAACCGAAUUUCAAGAUCAUUUUACCUACAUUUGCACAGUGAAAGGUGGGGAAGAGUUUAACCGGAAGGAAAAUGGUAUUCGAGGGAGGUGCGUAACAUGCACGCAAAUAAGUACCAUCCCUGCCGGAAGUUAUUACAAUUGGAGGAGACAUCUAAAGAUGCAUGGGAUUGUCGCCCAGAAUGUGGCAAAGGGGGGUUUAUCUGUGCAUAAAAGUGGAGGAUAGUUGUACGCUGAAAUGUCUGACGAUACUAAAUUGAAAAAUUGAACUGAUAAAUUUAAAAAAGUUUGCACUAUUUUUAUUUACAAGUGUUACAAAUCAUACAAAAUAAAAUAGUGUGAAAAAUCGUACACAAAUCUAUUCCAUUAGA
This is a messenger RNA of Folsomia candida, 1490 nucleotides long. RefSeq lists its product as uncharacterized. The transcript has 9 exons. The record is from RefSeq and is a predicted model, not a curated record. Lineage: Eukaryota; Metazoa; Arthropoda; Collembola; Entomobryomorpha; Isotomidae. Bases 197 to 1345 code for a protein of 382 amino acids.